Messenger RNA from Cokeromyces recurvatus, 666 nucleotides. RefSeq lists its product as uncharacterized. Bases 192 to 584 code for a protein of 130 amino acids. The transcript has 2 exons. NCBI's taxonomy places the organism in Eukaryota, Fungi, Mucoromycota, Mucoromycetes, Mucorales, Mucoraceae. The record is from RefSeq and is a predicted model, not a curated record.
UAUAAAUAGAAGAUAGGUUUAAACACAUCUAUUUUCAAUCCUCUUGAUAACAUUCACUUUCAUCCUUUUUUUUUUCCUCCAUAAGAAGAAAAAUAGUCUGCACUGAUUGAACACUGUUAGAGCUAUCUUUGUUCAUAACUGCAAGCUUUGAAGGUCAAAGAAGAACAAUAAUUGUAUUUCAAAGGCCGCAAAUGAUACAGCUAAUAAUAAUAAAGCCAACCCUUUUUUAUUUUAUUUUAUUUUUCCCUUUCUUUUCUUCCUUCAUAUUUAUCAUGAAUUAUCAAUUUAUACCCUCUUCACCCUCUUCUUCGGUAUCAAGUCAGGAUGCAAAUCAAUCACCUCGCACUUCCUUUUCUUCUUCUUGUAGCCAUUAUAAAAGAUAUUCUGAACCUCAAGUUGCUGUAACAACAAUAAGACGUUGGGAUGAUUCUCAGUUAGAAAUGGAACUAGCGGAAGAUAAUAUUAUCAUCAACAAGACAUCACAUCAACGUACUACUUCACUUUGCUUUAAUAAAAAGAAGAAAACAUUCUAUUCUCAACAAAAUAUUCCAUUAUUUAAAAAGAUACGCAACUGGUUAUUUUAAGGAAAAAAAAAAAAAAAAAAACUAAUGUCUUUCUUUUUGUAAAUUGCAUGCAAUAUUUUUUUUAUUAUUUUAUUUUUGUACA